Molecule: messenger RNA, 6712 nt
Organism: Phodopus roborovskii (desert hamster)
Lineage: Eukaryota; Metazoa; Chordata; Mammalia; Rodentia; Cricetidae
Product: KIAA1549 ortholog
Exons: 20
Coding region: 263-6016 (1917 amino acids)
Source: RefSeq, a predicted model, not a curated record
CGGGAGGUGGUGCUCGCCUCCCCGCGCGGGGCCGUGCGUUGCCCGGCAGCGGCUGCGAGGCUCGGGAGGGGGCGGAGCGGCGCGGCCGGCGUGCAAGCGGCCCCUGUCCGCCGAUCCGGCCCGGCCCGGCCCGCCCCCGCCUCGCCGGCCUCGCUGCGCGCCGGUGCGCGGCGUCCAGUCCCCGCCGCAGCGGCCGCCCGCGUCCCGGGCCCGAGCGCGCCCAAGCCGCGGGGCCGGUGUGCCGGGGAGCCGACGCGUGGCCAUGGAGUGCGAGCCCCGCGCCAAGGUUGCGCUGGUGCCGGGGCGGAGCGGCCGCGGGCCUUCCUCCCGCCACCGCCGCCCGGGGCUGCUGCUCCCCGGCCUCUGGCUGCUGCUGCUCGCCCGGCCGGCCUCGUGUGCCCCAGAUGAGCUCUCCCUGGAACAGCACACCCCUUCUUUACCUCACGAGGAGUUCCUUCCCGAGACGAGCGUCGUGCAUGUGGCCUUACCAGAGACUGCAGGGUCCCAGCCAAGCAUCUCUGUCCUUGUCCUGCCCUCCCCAUCUGCCGAUGCCUUUGAUGCAGCAUCCUCUGUAGACCUCAGACAACAGACUCCAAGUGCGACGGAGCAUGGCAUCUUUGAGGCACAUUAUGGGUCUGUGACGAGUAACGAGGUGGCCAUCGACGACGAUGAGAUGGAUAACUUUCUGCCAGACGUUCACUGGACCUCUUCACAGGUGGCUUCCCCAGUGCAGUCCGUCACGCUGAGCCCACUAGAGCCUCCCCAGGAAAUGCCGGAGCCUGGGAUGACUCCAUCGCUGCCCACCCUGCAGGACGAAGUGCUGUCUGGAUGUCAGAACACAGCUCGACAGGCGACUGUGCACGUCGAGUCCUCCAGUGGUUUCAGCUCUGCCUGGUCGGCUUUCCUCACGUCUGAGGGCAUCGUUCCAACUCCUAGUAGGAGUUUGGUGCUUCAUCCUACAGAGGCUCACAGCCAGUUAUCAAGCAAAGCUUUGCCAGAGAUUGCAGCUUCUGUAACAGAGAGCCCAGAAAACCUCCUUUUCAGCUCCUGGAUCUCCGUGUCUCAGCCGUCAGGCGAUGGCAUGACUCAACAGCCAUCUCUUCCCCUGUGGGAGGUCUCAGGACCUCUAAUGGCUGUCCUGGCCACAAGCGCGGACAGCUACCCUAAUGGGACCAUUGCUUGGCGUGAACAUGUAGAAGAAGCCAUCUCUCUAAGAACACAGCCCAGUGUAGCCAUGUCUCCCGAAGACCCUGUUUUCAUCAGCCCACCUGAGUUACUUUCAGCCCCUCUGUCAUCUGGGUCUUUUGCUGUCCAGUCAGCUGGCAUUUCAGAUAACCCCUUCCUCUCUAGCAAGGCUGGGGGAGCCUUAGAAUCUCUGCACCACUCCACAACCCCCAGUCUUUCUGACCAUUCCCAUGUCCUCAACCCUGAGGAGUCCCUGAGACCACGCACGUGGUGUGGGUCCUGUGUUGUCUCGGCACCUCAGCAAGCUCUGGCCAGGAGCCUCACAGAGAAGGACGUGGAACCGGGGGACAGGCUUGAGACUCUGUCUGCGUCCUCGUUAGAAUCAAGCCGUCUCUUUCCAUCGAGAAGCUUGGGCACAGACCUCUCUGAGCUGGAAGAUCUUCAAGAAUUUAAUACCGUUUUCCCUUCCAGACCUGUCGUGUCCCUUUCUUCCAGAUCUGUGGGGUUGUGGGAAGUCAGCACGGAUACGUCGCCUGAGGUGGAUAUGAGCGGCAUUGCCACUACCCAGGGGUACGCUUCCCGUGGCCACCUCUCCACACCGAGCUCACUCGACGCCUCUUUUGGGACCUCUGUGGUCAGUGAUCUAGUGAGGCCGUCCAGUGCGACCCAUCCGCCAUCCUCAGUCAUCCCCGGCGUCCAUUUUGACUCAUCCUUCUCUUUGACAGCAGAUCAAACCACGCCAUCCCUUCCAGCUGGAAACCCAAGCCUUCUCCCCGAGUACAGUUUGGUCUCCUCAGCAGAGCCUGAGCUCCUUGCUGACCAAGGAGGUACCAGCUUUCCGCAGCCCGAGUCCGGGAGUCUUUUGGAUCCCACCUCCAGCUUUUACUCAGCCGCAGCCCGGGACUUCAGCACUCCGUCUCCUUCGGGGUCAGGUGUUGUUGCUUUUCCAGAGUCUCUGAUGUCAAGCGCUCCAUCAGCCUUCCCUUCUCAGCCUUUCCCCGCCUUGGCUGAGACGUUUUCCCUGUCCAACUCUACCGGUUUGCAGUCACCCCAGCUGUGUGUUCUCGAUCCCACAAGUCUAGAGCCAUCUCAGCCUUGGUCAAGUUCAGACCUUGCUUCUCACCCCGAAAUGCCCCCCCUCCCAAGCGCCCCCCCUGACUCUCGCAAGUUCGACGAAGCGCGGAGAGUUUCUCUGAUAGAGUCCGAUGCUCAUGUCACCUCAGCUUUCUCUGAAGCUACCUCUGUCUUUGAAUUUUCACUCAUUGCCCAUGAAUCCUCAGUCAGCACACUGGUGCCCUCCGGCUCCGAGACCUCCCUUGGCAUCUCAGCUGCUGGGACUCACUUCCCAUCCCUGACAGCUGCUUUCCAUUUGACACCCAUUUUAACCGAGUCCUCUCCAUUCUUGACUCUGACGCCUCCCGAUGGCAGUGCCAGUCUGACAGACCAUCACAUACCUGACUCACUCAUGCCCUCCAGGGUCAUUCCGGCCAGCACAGAGUCAAUCCCUGGCUUAUACCUCUCAGCCUCCCCAACACUUGCUUCUGAAGUAAGCCCUUCACUUAUGCCCACAAGGCCAGUCAUGGGCUCAUCAUUGACACCCACAGAUUUACCGCCCAGUACCUCCCCGGAACCCAGCAUGCCCGACAUCAGCACUGCCCCUGGCGAUACUGUGGACUCUGCUCUGAACGGCGAGCCUAUGAGUCAGAACCCUCAGGGGAACAGUGUGCCCCAUCCCCAGCCCUCCCUCGGCCCCGUGACCACCUCCACGUUUGAAGCCACAGUCGGCACACCAGCACUGGCCACAGCCAAGCCUCCAUAUGUGUGUGACAUAACAGUCCCCGAUGCCUAUUUGAUCACAACUGUGCUGGCCAGGAGAGCUGUGCAGGAGUACAUCAUUACAUCGAUCAAAGAAGUUCUGAGGAUUCACUUCAACCGUGCGGUGGAGCUGAAGGUGUAUGAACUGUUCACAGACUUCACUUUUCUGGUAACGUCUGGUCCUUUUAUUUACACGGCGAUAUCAGUCAUUAAUGUCCUCAUCAAUAGCAAGCUUGUGCGUGACCAGACUCCUUUAAUAUUGUCUGUGAAGCCAUCUUUCCUCGUGCCAGAGCCCAGGUUCCAAGUUCAAACAGUGAUUCAAUUUGUGCCUGCAAGUGUGGACACCGGCUUCUGCAACUUCACCCAGAGCAUUGAGAAGGGCCUGAUGACAGCUCUCUUGGAAGCGAGGAAACACCAGGGACCGUAUAACCUCACAGUACAGAUUGUGAAUGUCACCAUUGGGUCUACAAGGGAGACUCCUCGGAGGGGCCCGGUGAAUAUUGUCUUCGCUGUUAAAGGUGCACACGGCUUUCUGAAUGGCUCCGAGGUGAGCGAUCUGCUCAGGAACCUGACAGUGGUGGAGUUCAGCUUUUACCUGGGGUACCCGGUGCUGCAGAUCGCAGAGCCCUUCCAGUACCCACAGCUCAACUUAUCCCAGUUACUGAAGUCCUCUUGGGUCAGAACAGUCCUCCUGGGUGUAGUGGAGAGGCAGCUCCAUGAUGACGUGUUUCCGGCAGAGAUGGAGCGCAAACUGGCCCAGCUGCUCAGUGAGGUGCCCACCAGGAGAAGAGUAUGGCGGAGGGCUACAGUGACCGCUGGGGACAGUGUGGUGCAGGUGGUGAACGUGUCCAGGCUGGAGGGAGACGACAAUCCCGUACAGCUCAUCUACUUUGUAGAGAAUCAAGAUGGAGAGAGACUCAGUGCAGCCGAGUCUUCAGAUCUGAUCAACAAGGUAGACCUCCAGAAAGCAGCCAUCAUCUUGGGGUACCGGAUUCAAGGCGCCAUUGCCCAGCCUGUGGACAGGGUGAAGAGAACAUCCCCGGAGUCACAGAGCAGCAGCCCAUGGGUUGUGGUCGGCGUGGUCAUCCCAGUCCUAGUGGUCACCGUGAUUGUCGUCAUCCUCUACUGGAAGCUGUGCCGCACAGACAAGCUAGAUUUCCAGCCCGACACAGUGGCUAACAUACAGCAGCGGCAGAAGCUGCAGAUCCCCAGUGUCAAAGGGUUUGAUUUUGCUAAGCAGCAUCUGGGUCAGCACAAUAAAGACGACAUACUGAUUAUCCACGAGCCGGGACCACCGCCGGGGCCUGUGAAGGACCACACCACACCCUCCGAAAAUGGGGACGUGCCGAGCCCAAAGCCAAAGAUCCCUUCUAAGAACGUCCGCCACAGAGGAAGAGUUUCUCCCUCCGAUGCGGACUCUACAGUCAGCGAGGAGUCCAGCGAGAGGGAUGCGGCGGGAGACAAGGCACCAGCCACUGCCCAUGAGGAGAAGGCCCACAGAGCUCCGCAGAGUGGUGGCCCCCUGCCCAGUUCAGGCAAGGAGCAGCAUUCCUCGGCCUCCAUCUUUGAGCAUGUUGACAGGAUUUCCCGAACCUCAGAGGCCAGCCGGAGGGUCCCCAGUAAGAUCCAGCUUAUUGCCAUGCAGCCCAUCCCAGCUCCCCCAGGGCAACGCCCCGUUGUGGCUGACCGAGUGGCAGAAACCAACAAAAUCAACAAGGAGAUCCAAUCGGCGUUGCGCCACAAAUCUGAGAUCGAGCAUCACCGCAACAAGAUCCGCCUGCGUGCCAAGCGCCGAGGCCACUACGAGUUCCCGGUGGUGGAUGACCUGUCCUCUGGUGACACCAAGGAGCGACAUCGGGUUUACCGCAGGGCACAAAUGCAGAUUGACAAGAUCCUGGACCCCGCAGCCAGUGUGCCCUCUGUGUUCAUAGAGCCCAGGAAGAGCUCCCGGAUAAAACGUUCUCCUAAGCCACGCCGGAAACACCAGGUCAACGGCUGUCCCACUGAUGCUGAGAAGGACAGACUCAUCACUACAGACAGUGAUGGCACAUACAAGCGGCCCCCGGGCGUGCACAACUCUGCCUACAUUGGAUGCCCUUCUGACCCUGACCUCCCGGCCGACGUGCAGACACCGUCCUCUGCUGAGCUGAGCAGGUACCCAGGCUUGCCCUUCCCGGCCUCUCAGUACGUCCCACCCCAGCCGUCCAUCGAGGAGGCACGCCAGACCAUGCACUCCCUCCUGGAUGACGCCUUCGCCCUCGUGGCUCCCAGCAGCCAGCCUACCAAUGCCCUGGGAGCAGGCCCAGGGGUGCCGGCCAGCCUGCCUGUGAAUAUUACCCCUUCCAGGGAAGAAAGGAGAGCCAUGCAAUGGGGCUCUUUCUAUAGCCCAGCCCAGACAGCCAACAACCCGUGCAGCAGAUAUGAAGACUAUGGAAUGAACCCCCCAUCAGGCCAGUUACCAAGACCUAGCUUCGGCCCAGGGCUGCUGCCAUCUUCAGAGUUGGUCCCCCCUGAGCCCUCACAGCCAUCAGCUGAAGCUCCAUUUGCUGCUGCCCGAGGGAUCUACUCUGAAGAGAUGCCAUCCGUGGCCCGGCCUCGGCCUGUUGGGGGUACCACAGGCUCACAGAUCCAGCACCUGACACAGGUGGGCAUCGCGAGCAGAAUCGGGGCCCAGCCGGUGGAAAUCCCUCCCAGCAGAGGCAGCCAGUACGGGGGACCAGGCUGGCCUGUGUAUGGGGAGGAGGAGACGGGGCGGAGAGAAGCCACACACGUGCUUGGACAUCAAGAGUAUUCUUCACCGCUGUUUCAGGUGCCAAGGACUUCGGGCAGGGAGCCGUCAGCUCCUCCUGGGAACCUCACCCACCGAGGGCUGCAGGGCCCCGGGCUGGGUUACCCCACCAGCUCCACAGAGGACCUCCAGCCCGGCCACUCCUCCGCCUCCCUCAUCAAAGCGAUCCGCGAGGAGCUCCUGCGGCUCUCCCAGAAACAGGGCUCAGUACAGAACUUCCACAGUUGAUCAGCCUCCCUUGCAGGUUUGCCAAGUAUCUGCUUCCUGUGGAAGCAAGACCGAGAAAAUCAACCGAGUGGGUGUUUGCAAGCGUCGGAAGCAGCGUCUCCGGGCAAGCCGCCCGGGGAAGGGGACAAGUUGCAAUCUUAGAAGAUGCCAUAAAGUCACAUGGACAACUCAUGGUUCUUUCACAGGGUUGGCAGUUUGGUGACCACUUGGGUUUAGUCAAGAUGUGUGUACUUUGGGCCAAAAGCCAGCACUACACACACACACACACACACACACACACACACACACACACACACACACACACGACCAAAACACAGACCUAAGCUAACAAAAAUGCUCCUCUUUCAAAGGCAAAAGAUUAAAACGUGUAGGUGGUUAGGGACGGAGGGGGCAGCGUCUCUGUGGGAGUCUGGCCGGCAAGUACAACUUAUCAGCUGCUCUGUUUCCUGAGAAGAGAGAUUUCAAGGCAUUUUAGUAACAGCUUGGUCCCUCUUGUCCUCUGUAGGAACUUAGUUCAGUAGUAAUAUUAACAACAAGAUGUGCUAAGACUGCUUGGUAAUCUAAAAAAAGCUACCAACAGGUUGUGGAGCCUGGUGAUUCCAAACAAAGCCAUCGCCUGCGUUCUUUCUCCUGGUGCUACAGCUCCGAGGGUCCUUCACCUUUCUGUCUGUGAAAUACAGCCGUGGCUUCUGCAGU